This is a messenger RNA of Mirounga angustirostris (Northern elephant seal), 5708 nucleotides long. RefSeq names its product family with sequence similarity 13 member A (gene FAM13A). Gene Ontology annotation, biological process: signal transduction. The transcript is spliced from 25 exons. The coding region runs from base 131 to 3436 and encodes 1101 amino acids. Lineage: Eukaryota; Metazoa; Chordata; Mammalia; Carnivora; Phocidae. The record is from RefSeq and is a predicted model, not a curated record.
CCUGCCAGCCAUGUGGGUUCAGCCGAAUGAGAAGCAAAGCCACACUUCCGAAAAUGUUAGGAGCUGCGCUUCGCUUGCCGUGAGGCCUCUGGAUCAGGAGCUGUUUUUCACAUGAGAGCCUAUCUACUGAAUGGAAUUUCAGUAUUUCGCUGUCAUUUUGAUGUUUUCAUCUGGUCUUCAUCACUUCUACCAGGCACUUCCUGCGAGAAUGGGGGCAGGCGCUCUGGCCAUCUGUCAAAGCAAAGCAGCAGUUCGGCUGAAAGAAGACAUGAAAAAGAUAGUGGCAGUGCCACUAAAUGAGCAGAGGCAUUCAACCUAUAAGAAGUUAUUUGGAGUCAGCCUCCAAGACCUUCAACAGCAGGGGCUCACAGAGAACGGCAUUCCAGCUAUAGUGGGGACUAUCGUGGAGUACUUGGUGAAGCAUGGACUCACCCAGGAAGGCCUUUUUAGGGUGAAUGGCAACGUGAAGGUGGUGGAACAGCUCCGAUGCAAGUUCGAGAGUGGAGCCCCGGUGGAGCUUGGGAGAGACGGGGACGUCUGCUCAGCAGCCAGUCUGUUGAAGCUGUUCCUGAGGGAGCUGCCGGAGAGCGUGGUCACCUCCACAUUGCACCCUCGAUUCGUUCAGCUCUUUCGGGAUGACAGAAAUGAUGCUCAGGAGAGUAGUUUAAGAGACUUAAUAGAAGAGCUGCCAGACACCCACUACUGCCUCCUCAAGUACCUGUGCCGGUUCUUGACAAAAGUAGCCAAGCACCAUGUGCAGAAUCGCAUGAAUGUCCACAACCUCGCCACUGUGUUUGGGCCAAAUUGCUUUCAGACUGUUGUAAGGAUUAAAUCAGAUUAUGGAUUCAAAAUGUUUAGCCGAGUGUCCACUACAUAUGUGCCACCGGGGCUUGAAGGCAUGAAAGAACAAGACAUCUGCAACAAGAUAAUGGCUAAAUUACUAGAAAAUUAUAAUACUCUAUUUGAAGUAGAGUAUACAGAAAAUGAUAACCAGAGAUGUGAAAACCUGGCUAGGCUUAUCAUAGUAAAAGAGGCCAGUUGUAAGAACGCAUUACCUAACAUCCUUGUAACAAAAGACUUAGAAAGAGACAUGCAAAAACCAUCUCUAAAAACCAGGAUCCCCAAAUCCAGGAGUGAGGGAUCUAUUCAGGCCCACAGAGUUCCACAACCAGAGCUAUGUGAUGGCGUUCCUCAGGUCAGCCUGCGGCUAAGUCGUAGAAAACCCUGCUGGGAUGACAUGAAUUCAGCAGAGGAUGCUAAUGUCUCAAAGUUGGUAUCCAGUUCACAGGAAGAUGAAAGACCUAUGUCACCUUUCUAUUUGAGCACGCAUGUAUCCCAAGUCAGCAAUGUUUCGACAACUGGAGAACUCUUAGAGAGAACCAUCCGGUCGGCAGUAGAACAGCACCUUUUUGAUGUAAACGGCUCUGGAGGCCAAAGUUCAGAGGACUCGGAAUCUGGAGCAUCAUCAGCAUCUUCGGCCACAUCUGCCAGACAGCGCCGCCGUCAGUCCAAAGAGCAGGAUGAAGUUCGACGUGGCAGAGAUGUGGGACUUAUCAACAAAGAAAAUAUUCCUUCUGGGUUCAACAACCUUGAAGAUUGUAUUUUGAAUGCUCAGGAAGUGGAAAAAUUGUAUGAAAGUACUUCUGGUUAUAUUGGAGAAAGGGGCAAACCUAAACGUCAGAAAUCCAGUUCCAAACUUUCUGAACUCAAUGAAAAUCAAGAUGGUCUUGUGAAUAUGGAAAGCCUCAAUUCCACAUCAUCUCAUGAGAGGGCUGGACCUGAUGAUGUUGAACUGAUGUCCGAUGAAAGCAAAGAAGAUGAAAAAGGCAGCAGACAUACCCAGCAUUUUGAGAGCCCCACAAUGAAGAUUCAGGAGCAUCCCAGCGCACCUGACACCAAACUGCAGAGGACUCAAGAUGCCGAUGACCAGCAGGAGAGCUUUGUCUCCGAAGUGCCUGAGCUCGACCUGACUGCAUUGUGUGAUGAGAAGAGCUGGGAAGAACCCCUCCCUACCUUCUCAUGGCAGCAGGAGAAUGUGGACUCGGAUGAAGCGCACCUCUCCCCACAGGCUGGGCGCCUGAUUCGCCAGCUUCUGGAUGAAGACAGUGACCCCAUGCUCUCUCCUCGGUUCUAUGCUUAUGGGCAGAGUAGGCAGUACCUGGAUGACACAGAAGUGCCUCCUUCUCCCCCAAAUUCCCAUUCUUUCAUGAGAUGGAGACUGUCUGGACCCUCUCCCUCCGUGCCACAUCCCCAUCCCCAAGCCCCUCGGCAGGCAGCGAGUGCUCCGCCCUGUGCCCCUCACAGGCGCCGGAGCUCCUCUCUCGGGUCCUACGAUGACGAGCAGGAGGACCUGACACCUGCCCAGCUCACGCGAAGGAUUCAGAGCCUUAAAAAGAAGAUCCGAAAGUUCGAAGAUAGAUUUGAAGAGGAGAGGAAGUACAGACCUUCUCAUAGUGACAAAGCAGCCAACCCAGAGGUUCUAAAAUGGACAAAUGACCUUGCCAAAUUCCGGAAACAGCUUAAAGAGUCCAAACUAAAGAUAUCUGAAGAGGACCUAAGCCCCAGGAUGCGGCAGCGAAGCAACACGCUCCCCAAGAGUUUCGGUUCCCAGCUUGAGAAAGAAGACGAGAAGAAGCAAGAGCUCGUCGAUAAAACUGUAAAGCCUAGCGUCGAAGCCACGCUGGAAUCCAUCCAGAGGAAGCUCCAGGAGAAGCGGGCAGAAAGCAGCCGUCCUGAGGACAUUAAGGAUAUGACCAAAGACCAGAUUGCCAACGAGAAGGUGGCUCUGCAGAAAGCUCUGUUAUAUUACGAAAGCAUUCACGGCCGGCCGGUGACCAAGAAUGAACGUCAGGUAAUGAAGCCACUGUAUGACAGAUACCGGCUGGUCAAGCAGAUCCUGUCCCGAGCCAACACCAUACCCAUCAUCGGAUCGCCCUCCAGCAAGCGGAGAAGCCCUUUGCUGCAGCCAAUUAUCGAGGGCGAAACGGCUUCCUUCUUCAAGGAGAUAAAGGAAGAAGACGAGGGUUCGGAGGACGAUGGCAACACGAAGCCGGACUUCACGGUCACUCUGAAGACCGAUUUCAGUGCCCGCUGCUUCCUGGACCAAUUUGAAGAUGAUGCUGAUGGGUUUAUUUCCCCAAUGGAUGAUAAAAUCCCGUCAAAAUGCAGCCAGGACACUGGGCUCUCCAACCUCCACGCCGCUUCAAUACCAGAACUCUUGGAACACCUUCAGGAAAUGAGAGAAGAAAAGAAAAGGAUUCGAAAGAAACUGCGUGAUUUUGAAGACAAUUUUUUCAGACAAAAUGGAAGAAAUGUCCAGAAGGAAGACCGCACUCCCAUGGCUGAAGAAUACAAUGAAUAUAAGCACAUAAAGGCAAAACUAAGGCUCUUGGAGGUGCUCAUCAGCAAGAGAGACACUGAUUCCAAGUCCGUGUGAGGGGGGCAGCCCCAGCCCGAGCAGAGGGGGCUGCUGAAGGUGCAGGCUGAACUUAUCAGCUGCCUCCCCUAGUAAAGAGCAGCUCUGCACAAACUGGAAGGCAGCAUGGAGCUGGACCUGCAGAGCAUGUAGCCCUUCUGCCUCCGGGCCUUUGGGAUCCGCUCCAGUUUCCAGCGCCGGCCUCAGAAACUGCCUGGAUGGAAGAGGGCAACCUGCUUUGAUUUAAGAAUUUUGUAAGGGGAAGUCAAGAUCCCACAGGCGCACGUAGACACUAGGGGAAGCUUCACUAACGCUGGCGGUGAUGAAUCACUACACGGAGAGACCCUCAUCUGCAGAGCAUACACACUGUUCUUCCCUGGAUGACUGAGAAACAUGUCUAACUGGGAUACGACCCAGCUCAGGACUUCCCUCUGGAGAGCGAACGUGCCACGCAGGCCCGAGUUCUCUUUGCACCCAGUAAAGCGGGAACGUGCGUCGGAGCCCUGUUUGCUGCCUUGGCCAUUCUCAUGACCUUUCCCCACUCGCGCGAACUGUCCCCUUUCAGUUCUCAGGUAGAUGGAAGCUGCGUCUGCCCGGCACGGUGGCGCAAUCACCUGUUUGAUGGUGAGUUGCUUCCAGACUUCCUCGGCUGACGGAGAAUUUCGAUUCUUGACCAGGACUGGAUCAUCUGCAGAGGACAGAGGGACUAUAGCUAUAGUCAUGCCGAUUUUUAAAUCAGGCAACAGGGUGAAGAGCCUGGAAAAUUCCUUCCUGAACAUGGAUUGCACUUGAUCGGUCUCAGAUUUUCGCAUCCAACACUAAGCAAGACCAGUAUGCUAUGGCAUCCUGUUUGGGGCUUGGUUUCAUUUUGGCUCUAGCCAAACAUAAAGGAUCUUGCUUAAUUCUUAGCUUAAGUGUUGAGGAUCAUGAGAGAGAGAGAGCGAGCCUGUGUUCUAAGCCUUCUGAGUACUUACCAGAGUUUAAAGUUGGUUUUUUUUUUUAAGGUAAACCCGCACUAAAUCCCCUCACUGAGAGGUAAAUGUAGCCCUCGGAACUCAGUCCAAGGUGGUAUCUAAAUCACACUAUUUUCAAGAUCGUGUGUGAAGAGAAAAAUAAUGGUGUGGGGUCACUUAGGAUUAUUUUUUCAGAGACUGUGUCACAAAGCUGUCUAUAUUAGACCUUUUGGGAAGACCAGGGAAUUUAAAACACCAAAUCAUUCAUCUCUUUACUGUGCUGAUGUCCCCUUGUGAUUUGUUGUCACUUCUUCACCUCUGUGUCUACAUCGAGGAAAGUGAAUUCUGUCUCUGCCUGUCCGUCCAAGGCCUAUGUUGGCACCUUGUGGGUGGAGCUUUGCGGGUUUGCGCUUUGUGGGAUGCAGCUCAAGUGUCUGCACACCGGCCCCCGGCUGCCAAGAGAAAACAUCUCGGCAGGCUCUGCCUUUUGAAGAUACUGUUGCAGGAUGAGCAAGAGAGCUAGGCUGCCCUCCCAUAGGUUUUGAGAGUUGCCUUCUUAAAGGGUACCCUUUUGUUUGGUUUGAUAAGAAGAGGAAAAGAAAGAGAACGUUAAACUCUACUGACCAGUUGCCAGUUUUGAAAUGGGUUCUUGAGAAACUGGCCAGAUUGGAUUUCUAGCAGUGUUUUCCAUGGCUCAAGUGAGGCAGAAGCUGUCAGUUGGAAAUUGUUUUAAGUCGGGAGUCGGGGGAAAAGAAUACCUUUAAGUUUGCUCUUAAAAAUAAUCAUAUAGAAGCAUGAGCUGUGUGUUGGAAGUCCCCUGUGUUAAUCCACACAUUUAAAGACGGUACAUAAUCCUACAAAUUUAAAUGUACAUGAAUAUAUAGUUUGGUAUUCUUUGCUCUACUGUUUACAUUGCAGAUCACUAUAAUUUCGAGGAGUUAUAUUAUAAAUAAAAUGAAGCACUUUAGGAUGUUUUCUAUUUUUGAAAUCUGAACAUGAAUCAUUCACAUGACCAAAAAUUGUAUUUUGUAAAAGAAAUACAUGUCUAGUCUGUCUUUUUUGAGUAAUUAUUCUCUUAAAUAAGCUAUAACAUAAAUCAAAUCAUUACCAGUGAACCUUUAAAGCACAUCUGUUUAAGAGUAUUGUCUUGAAAAUACUAAUAUGCUACAGAAUUUUAAAAGAAAAAAUGCUGUAUAAAUGAGGAGCUACUAAAUGUUUGAAAUCUAUUGUUUCUGCCAAAGGUAAAUUAAGUAAAAGAUUUAUCCAGGACUCCCCAUUCCAAUUUGUAUGAUUGAAUAAAAGAAAACACCAAGUUACAGUCAAAUAAACUGCGUAUGGAA